Messenger RNA from Nycticebus coucang (slow loris), 2481 nucleotides. It is a transcript of the gene UBAP1L, whose product is annotated as ubiquitin associated protein 1 like. Lineage: Eukaryota; Metazoa; Chordata; Mammalia; Primates; Lorisidae. The record is from RefSeq and is a predicted model, not a curated record. Gene Ontology annotation, biological process: ubiquitin-dependent protein catabolic process via the multivesicular body sorting pathway. Gene Ontology annotation, molecular function: ubiquitin binding. Gene Ontology annotation, cellular component: ESCRT I complex.
UCAGGAGGUACUAAUGUUUGGUUGUCCCUUUCUGUGGUGUUAGCAGGCACUGAUAAGACCUAGAUUCAUGAAUUCCCUGGGGGAUUGAAAAAUAGAGUUUAAUUGUUAUUCUUCAGUUAUUAGCUGAAAUAAUUCUAAGAAGAUAAACUAACCAUCAGCUAUGUGAUUAUCCUGGAGUACAAUUUAUAUAGAAAAAGUAAGAGAUAAAUACUUAAUUCCUUUUAUUUGCUAAUUUUCAAAAUAAUGACCUGGUUCCCUGCCAUUCUUUAAAGGUAGGCAAUGGAUUUUGUUUUUAAUUAUCAUUAUGACCUUGUAUCUUGUAUUUUUUUUUUUUUUUAGGCCAUUGUUACCUUUAUUGAUUGUCUCAUCUUUGGCCAAUGGGAGCGUCUUCAACUCAGCUCCUGAGUUUCCACACAAUCCCAAUAUUUUGUUCCAAGCUUAUCAAGUAUAUUUCCUGCCCCAGACCUAGAAUCAAUCUCCAAUAAGUGCUGGUUCCUCUUCAGUGGAAAAGCCAUUUAUAAGACUACAUACAGCCCUCACAAUAGGAGUGCUUGGUAUUCUUGGUCAAUUCUUAUUCCUUUCAGUUAACAGAACUAGGAACUCCAAUUCUGAUGAGUCUAGCUCUUUUCUAAAUCAUGUCCUUUUUAUACAUUUACCUGCACUGUUUAUAUAUUGAACAUGAAAGAAUAAAAGCAGAGAAAUAAAAGCAUUCAUAGACUAACCAGAAAGUUAACUAAUUAUGUUGAUUAACCACAUCCUAUGUGUAAGACUAUUUUAUUUUCUAGAAGAAAAGCCCUGUACUGUGGAAAACUCUAACAAAAGCGUAUAUUUUUAAUACAUUAGGUAAAUACAGGAGAGGUUAGAAAGCUAUGAGAAAAAGAGAUUAGUUAUGUUAAAUAUUAGUGCUAAGGGUAUUUAGCCCAAGUAGCUAAGUUUAUGAUGUCAAAGAAUUUGCUGCCCACACAAGCUAACUAACUUAACCACUCGAAAGCCAUUCACGCAAGAAGCUUAGCUAGGAUUAUACCAUCUGUUGAAGCAAUUCAUUUCUACGUGCUUUGUCCACGGGGAAGUUCUGCAAAUUGCAAGUACUGACUAGCUCACUUUUCCUUUCCACCUGUUUGGAGCUCAGCUAAGUAAACACACAGAAGAGCAGUGAGGCCAUUGAGGCCUGAGCCUGGUCCUCAGAACUUGACAAUCUUUUCCUGCCACCAGGCACCCUACCCAAGGCCUGCUCAGCCAUCUAUCUCCACAGUCCUCUGACAGAAUGAAUGCCCUUGACGGUGUUCCCUUCAAGGUGCCCAAGGGCUUUGUGAUAGACACGGAGCUUCUCCCUCAGCCAGAGCUCAGUGUCCCGGCCUGCGGGGAGCUUCUGCUCGGUUCUAUGCAUGACUUCAGCCUGGAGAGGAGGGCGCUCUUCUGGGUGGAGGCCGCGGUCCGGGGAUCCUGCCCGUACCAGUGCGGUGACCUGGGGAUCGCAUCAGCCCCUCCGGCCUGGCUCUUGCUGGUCAGUCCCGAAUACCGGCUGGCGCCUGCUCCUGUUACAAUCAAAGACCCAGAAGCUGGGCCCCCAGAGUGGCCAGACGAGGAGCAGGAUGACGACGACGAGAAUGAAGAAGCCUCCUCUGCCAGCGAGGGAGAGCCGGGCCCCUGGAGCCCCCACCCCGCCUCCCAAGCGGGUGGCGUCCGGGGCCAUCGCCUGUGCUCCCUGGACGUGCUGCGCACCUUGAGGUCGGAGCUGGCGGGGGCGCGGCGGCGGCUCUCCGAGGGCAGGCUGGCUGCCCGUCCCGGCGCGCUCCUGCACUGCUUCCGCGGUCCCCGGGCGCUUAGCCUGUGCUCCGGAGCCACGCCACCACCCGGGCCCGCGCCCCAGCUCCCCAGCGCCUCAGAGCCGCCCCCACGGCCCUCCACGGCCGGUGCCAUGCCCCCGCUGCGAAGCCACAAGCCCACAGUCGCGUACCUCAGCCCAUACACCUGCCUGCCACCUCUUGGGAAGGCACCCCAGCCUCAACACAGAUCACACCCCGAUACUGCAGCUGACCUGCUGUCGGCCCUGAGCCAGGAGGAGCAAGACCUCAUUGGGCCAGUGGUGGCCCUGGGAUAUCCUCUGCAAAGGGCCAUUGUGGCUCUGCAGAAGACAGGGAGACAGAGCUUGGGCCAGUUUCUCAGCUACCUCAGUGCCUGUGACCGGCUGCUGUGUCAGGGCUAUGAGGAAGGCCUGGUGGAGGAAGCCAUGGAGAUGUUCCAGUUCUCCGAGAGGCAGGCAGGGGAGUUCCUACGCCUCUGGGAACAGUUCAGUGACAUGGGCUUCCAGCAGGAUCGGAUCAAGGAGGUGCUGCUGGUACAUGGCAACCACCGAGAGCAAGCCCUGGAGGAGUUGGUGGCCUGUGCCCAGUGACUGUUGAGCACUGCCCAAUGCCUGCGCAUCCCCGUCCAGGGCCAGACCUGGCAACUCAUCCUAAUGGUAUUAUUAAAACCAAGUAA